Nelumbo nucifera (sacred lotus) is the source of this 1388-nucleotide messenger RNA. NCBI's taxonomy places the organism in Eukaryota, Viridiplantae, Streptophyta, Magnoliopsida, Proteales, Nelumbonaceae. The record is from RefSeq and is a predicted model, not a curated record.
GGUUCAAGAGCUUCUUUAUGCAAUAAAAUUGAACGUGGAUGACUGACUGAAAUUUCAGUUGAAUCUCGUUCUCUCGCCGGAAAACAUGGCGACAGUGGCCCAACUCCGAUACUUUCCUCUACAUAACCAAUAUGAUCUCGCCGGAAGCCGACAUCUUACCAUCCAAAACACCCGUUCUUCGGCGCUCUCUCUCCCUGCACAUUUCUCUGUCUCCUCUCCCUCCCCUUUGAAUAUCUCUCUCUCUCUUCUCCAAACCAGAGCUUCUAGCCCCAGCUCCGCCGGAAAAUUCGAACUUUCCAAUGAUGGAGGCAAUGGAGCCGGCGGAAAAGGCCGUGGAACCGGCGGUGGCGGCAAUGACGGGUGGAGUUCCGGCCAUAGUGGUGGUGGAGAUUCCGAGGAUCGAUCUUCAUCGUCAUCGUCAGGUAUAGGAAUUCUAGGGUUGUUCUUGAACGGAUGGAGAUCACGGGUUGCGGCUGAUCCACAGUUUCCGUUCAAGGUUCUGAUGGAGGAAUUGAUCGGCGUUAGUGCAAACGUUCUUGGAGACAUGGCGACUCGUCCUAACUUCGGACUCAACGAGCUCGACUUUGUCUUCUCGACUCUUGUCGUCGGAUCGAUAGUAAACUUCAUUCUUAUGUAUCUUUUAGCCCCAACGGCGACUGCGUCAUCGGUGAAUCUCCCUGCGAUCUUCGCGAGCUGUCCGAAGAGCCACAUGUUUGAAUCAGGAGCAUUCAGUGUUCUCGAUCGGUUUGGGACGUUUGUAUAUAAAGGAACUCUGUUUGCUGCAGUUGGGUUUGCUGCGGGGCUCGUGGGCACUGCGAUUUCAACUGGGCUGAUUAAGAUGAGGAAGAAGAUGGAUCCCAAUUUCGAGACGCCGAAUAAGCCUCCGCCCACGGUGUUGAAUGCUAUUACUUGGGCAAUUCAUAUGGGUCUGAGCAGUAACCUCAGGUAUCAAACUUUGAACGGGGUUGAGUUUCUGCUGGAGAAGGGGCUGCCGUCUUUGGGAUUUAAGGCUUCGGUGGUGGUUUUGAGGUGUUUAAAUAAUCUUCUCGGAGGUGCUUCAUUUGUGAUCUUGGCGAGGUUGACGGGAUCACAGAAAGUUCAGGAGGGGAAGGCUGUGGUUUCAACGCAGGAGGGGGAGUUGGCGGAAGAGAAGGUGAAGUUGAUACAGGGGAGUGAGGAUUUACAGAGCAGUCAGUCUGCGUCUAAGUAAUUUGGUUUGUCUUCUCUUUCUUUUGUUUACUUUCAGGGCAAGGAGAGCUAAAUGUAGAGUUGGUUUUCAUUGAAGUAUGCGUAAUAAGUUUGCCUGAUUUCCUUUAAGUUUAUGAAAAGUGAUGCUUUUUUGUGCAAAACUAUCUGUGGAUCUUUUCUGGUUCGCUUUUUCUUUCCCC